UAUUUCUCACGGUUAAAAGUUCUGCUCUCCGAGUUGAUUAAACUGGCUAAAUUGCUAUUUUAUUUAGUGUUGUGAUAAACGCGUGUGAAAAACAAAGACUUUCCAUUGACCGCGGACACAAACGAUUCACGAACCGAAGAGUGAGCCGCGCAGAAAAGGGGGAAAAACGAGUUUUCCCCGAUUUGAUGUGAUUGUGAAAGCGCAGCGAGAUUUGUCAACGCAAACAAGCAAGAAGAAGAGCCCGUGGGCAGCGUAAUAUUUGUUAAUAAUAACGGCUGCGAAAACAACAACAUUGCGGAAGCAGAAUCUCCGACUUGUCGCGUUUCCGUCGCAGCAGCGCUAAAAAUAAACCCACCCACGCACCCCCCCUCUCGAAUCACCCGCAACCCACACCCCGCCCACCAUCAACCUACCACCACCUUCCGCCUUCCGCCCACUCCUCCGCCCACACCCACGCACGAAUUUGGAGAGGUGAACUUGUGUUGACUUUUCCAGCGCGCGGACUUUUCCGGAGGAAAAUGCAAAAAUGAGAGCCGAGCCACCAGCGGACCACUGGGAAUUUGCGAGCCGGAGGCGCCUUGAAUGAGAGUCCUUAGCCCGAGAUGUCAGAUUUCGUGCCGCACGACCUCAUCCCCGAUCUGUGGGAUGAGAUUCUCCGGCGCCACUGGAUGUUUCUCGAGACGGAGGAGAGCAUAGAGAAGCUCGAGGAGCGCAAGCAGCUGGAGGGCUGCCUGAAGGAGUUCCUCUGCGUGGUGCAGCACGAUCGCAAGUUCUUUCUGCCGGAAACUGGACAUGUCCUGCGGAGGUCUGUGCUCGAGCUGCCCGACUUUUCGGCCCAGAACGCCAUCGUAGCCUUCGAGACCAUCAGCCAGUAUGCCAACAACCUGUUUACGAAGCCCUGGAGAAAGGAGUACCGAACUCUUAAGACCUACUCGGGAUGCUUUCAGCACGACAUUCAGUCCCGCCUGCUGGACGCCGAGCAGCUCUUCCUGGCCAUGGGUUAUCGGCGGGCUGCCGAGGACACCUUCGUCCUCGAUGGUCCCAUCUGUCCGGAUCAGGUGACGAAUGUUUCGCGCGACGCAAUGGCCGCCUACGUGGAGUGCCAGAUCAUGAAGCACAUCUACGCGGGAGUCACGGCAGCGGGAUACAGCUGCACUUGGAAAGACAUCCUGCAGUUCCGCGAGCGCUACGUGGGUGGAACGUCAACGACCAUCAAGGAGAUGGUCAGGCAGCUGAGUGAGAAACGGGUGCGCAAGGAGCAGCCACCGAUGCAGGAGAAUACAUACAGCAAUGUGGUGAAAGCUGCGCCAGCUGCCUGCGCCAUACGCAGCAACAACGUUGCCCAUCAUCCCAGCAGUUCCGGCACUUGUGCCCUGCAUCCCAAUGGGCUGAAUGAGGCGGGUAAGUAUCUGCCGCCUUACCCAGCGCAUCCGCAGCAGCAACCGCACCUGCCUGGUCCGCUGAUGACGCAUUCUCGCAGCUUGGAACACUACCAGGAGCCGCAUGCCCAUCUGCCUCACCGCCACUCCUUCGAUCAGCAGCUCCAGCAGCAGUGCCAGCUGCCGCACGUCUACGAGGCGCCCUAUGACUGCUUGGAUGGCCUGAGCAUGGGCAGCAGUGCCUCCUACGCGGCCGUGGCUGGUGCCUACAAUGCGCCGGGAAACCGCUAUCCGCUGCCGUACAACAUCUCCAGCCAGCUGAAUGCCCCGUAUGCCUCGCCCGCCGACCUCUAUGGCAAUGGACAGCACACCAACAUGUACGCCACGCUGGGGAAGACGGGCCCAGCCCACAGCUGCGAUUUGCAUCGUCGCCAGCCGAACACUUCUGCUGCUGCCGCUGCUGCCUUGGCCGCCAUGCAGCACCGCCAGAGCACCUAUCCGCCGGAUCACCACCUCAUUGACUUCGACGAGCGAGCCCUUCUGUCCCAGCAUGACUUUGGGAUGCACGACUACGAUCCGCAGUAUGCCGAGCUCGUGGGUCAGUUGCAGCCCAGCAUGCGGGGGAAUCCGGCAGCCAUGUAUGCCACCUACGGGGGCUACGACCUGCCCACCACGCUCCCGCAAGCGCCGCCGCCGACCGGCCAGGAUAUGUACAUCUACGCACGGCCGGUUCCGAAGAGCAGUCGUAUGCGGGCGUUGGCCGAGGCGGGGGGCAUUAAUUCGACUGACAAACAUCCGCGAUCAGCGGAUAAGCAAAACACCAUGGACAAUAAUCGCAAGAUGCACAAGGAAUUGAAGGAGCGGCCUAGUCGAACGGCUCCGGCCAAGAGGUCCGUCACCGAACGUGAUUUACCCACCACCAUUUCGGACAUGAACAGUUACGACUCGGCCAGUCUGGACGGAUUUGUGGCCCUGGACGGUGGCUCGCCGCCUCUGAUGCCCAAAGUACAGGAGGGCGUCGGCAGUUUCGAGUCCUGGAACUAUGUAUUCAAGAACCUCGAGCGUUCGGGCUACACCAAGGACCUGGGUGACCGCGAGGACCUGCUGGUGCAGAGCUUGGACCUAGGCUCGCUGGCCAUAUCGAAUGAUGGGACAGCUCCCCCGGCGGAAAAGCGCCGUGAGGCCACGAAACCCACAAACGGAGAGAAGGCGCGCACGCUAGAUAAGAAAUCCGGUACGGGGCGACGCGAGGCUAAGGUGGUGCAAGCUCCUGCACCCAGUCCUCUGCCCAAUAGCAGCAGUGCCGGCGUUAAGAAGGUCAAGUCCGCCUUGAAGACGGCCGUCGUGGACAAUCGGGGAACCGCGACAAGGCAACGCACCGGAGCUGUGCCCAAGCAGCCGCCGACUGUUUCCCCCCAGCUGAUUGUGACCAGUCCGAACGAGUGGAGCUGCAGCUUCUGCACGUUCCUCAAUCCGGACACCAAGCGCAUCUGCGAGAUGUGCUGCCGCAGCAAGGACUUCAACCUGGAGGCCGCCUCGGCGGCUUCCUCCUCGGCGGCUGCAGCUGCGGCGGCAGCGGCCAGUGUGUCGCACGCAUCCUCGACCUGCGUGUAGGAUGCAGUGGAUGCAGCGGAACCCUCGUUAGUGAUACAAACAGUGUAUAGCUUCAUAUAUUUUUUAUACGACCAAUGUAAGCCUGUGCGCGUGUCUCCAAGAUCUAGUCUCGAUCGCAGUCGUCGUUCGAUGGCAGGCAGCCCUUUGACAUCCGCAUUCGGCUCCUCGGAUCAGCGGAUGGCGCUGCAGACGGGAUGGGUCUGCAGCCUGUACAUACGAAGUAUUCUAAUUAGUUACCCCUACUCGUAAACACACGCUUUAAUUAGUUUUAGAUUGUUUCCCAUUGUUAAGGGCGCUUCUGUUUCAAAUUACGUGCCUCCCUGAAUAAGUCAUCUACAUAUACAUAUAUACGAGUAUAUACAGCGUAUAGACAUUUAUAUAUUUGUACGUGUGCACGCGACGCGAGGAGCGAAAGAGAGUGAAUUUCGAAAUUCGAAAUUCGAAGUUGGAAGUCGAAAGUUGGAAGUUUUCUAGGAAAUCAACUGAUAAUAUAUACCUUAUGCUAAUAGUUGCAUUCACAAUACGUAUUUCCGACAGUAAAUCAGAGUACAUAGAGUUAUAUACCGAUCUUGCAUAGAUAGUACUUGUACACCUAUAGCCGUAACAUAAGCGAUUUCAAUUCGAAGAACCGAGCUACGCAUACAUAACGCAACAUAAUAAAUCGAACUGGUACGGGUUGUAAACUGAAAGUUUUUGAUUCACACUUUACGAGAACUCAGUGGCCGCCUGGCCGCAUGGCCACCACCCACGUCAUCCCACCCACCCAAAGCCAUUUGUUUGUUAAAUGUUACUAUUGUUUCCUGUUGAAGCAUCCCGCUAGAAUCGAAAGCCACGAGAUAUUUUUGUAAGCGAUACCCACGUACCUAUUGCGCUAUGUUGAAUAGUUUGUUGUAUUUUUUGUACACCUCUGUUGACGUUUCGAGUUCCGAACGCCUCUCUGUACAUGCCAUGGCCAGCAGACCGAAGGAAUAUAUCUAGACUUUAGACCGACUAAGGAUUGAAAUUAAACCAAGGAACUUCAGCAAGGCCGUUCAGGCACAACCUUCGCUCAAACAUUUAUUACAUUACAUAACUUUGCAUACUAUUACCGAAUGAAUUUAGCAGCAGCUCUUCCUAAAAUCCCUAACGAAAAAAUAACAAUAAAAUACCAUUUUGACAUA
Messenger RNA from Drosophila mauritiana, 4153 nucleotides. RefSeq names its product protein tamozhennic (gene tamo). The transcript is spliced from 5 exons. The record is from RefSeq and is a predicted model, not a curated record. Bases 603 to 2993 code for a protein of 796 amino acids. Gene Ontology annotation, cellular component: cytoplasm. Lineage: Eukaryota; Metazoa; Arthropoda; Insecta; Diptera; Drosophilidae.